Molecule: messenger RNA, 1373 nt
Organism: Dermochelys coriacea (leatherback sea turtle)
Lineage: Eukaryota; Metazoa; Chordata; Testudines; Dermochelyidae
Exons: 4
Coding region: 194-877 (227 amino acids)
Source: RefSeq, a predicted model, not a curated record
GGUGUUUCCUUGGAGCUCCCACAGAUCCAGCUGGCUGGGAGUAGGAGGGUUUUGAUAACCUAUAUGUCACUAGUGUGAAGAAUACAGUGGCAGGACUACUGCACUCAUGUAAUCCAGAAGGAAAGACUGCUCCGACAGUGCCAAGCUGCAAGCAGGAGGCUGAUUGACAAGAUGAUUGCCCACUACAGCAUCAAUGCUACCCUGUCCCCUGAAAAGAAAAACAGCAUGUAUUUCAUAUCCCACCAGCCACUCAUUCCUGAAGACUCUGCUCAGCAAUGAUGAGAAGGAAGAUGGUGAUGAUGCUGAACCAUACAAAUGCUCUGUCUUGCAAACCAUCAUAGAAGAACAGAAAAUAACAGCAGUAAGUGUUGAAGAUGUCAAGCAUGCCCAGAUGAAGACCACAGAACAUCCAAAGAAGCUGGACAGUCUUCACUGGGGACUCAGCAUUAAGAGUGGACGAAACUAUUCUGCAGGACAUGAAGUGAAGGCAAUGUAUGUCAUUGAUAGACAGAAUGGGAUUCUGCCAACUCCAGGGAUGGAUCUAUUGGUUAUGAUACACAUUAGUACAAAUGACACUGCUUCAGAAGGAACUGUGCAGAUCAUUGAAGGCUUCAAGGAUCUUAGAAAGGAGCUGAAGAAGAGGAAAUUUUGGUUGAUUUUUUCUGAGAUCUUUCCUGCCCCAAGAAUGAGAGAAGAUAUACAGCAGAAGGUACGGGAGAUAAACGUUUGGCUAGGCAAGUGGUGUAAAGCAGAGUUUAUUGGAAUACUGACCAUCUUCUACGGGAAGAGGGGGUCUCGUACCACGUCCAUCUCUGUUGAAGAGAGGCCAGUCUUCUGUGUAACAUCAAACCAUGUAGCCAGGAGAGCUUUAAACUAGCUUCUAAAGGGGAAGGUGCUAAUGGUAAUUGUAUGGGCUACUGUGUAUGUUUAAACAUGUACCUUGAACUCAAAGUAGCAUGAAUGUAAAAGAAUCAAGGGAAGUAAAGAGAACACAAUCUUCAGUGGCCUACAUGCUAAUGCUGGAAGCCAGGAAUUACAAUUGCUCAUUUAUGAAAAGGAAUUUGAUGUGAAGCCUGGUGGGAGUCACAUGACUGGAAUGUUAAAAUCAUUGGAUACAUUCUAUUAAGGAACAAGAGAGUGGACAGAAGGAGAGGUGGGGGGAGGAAUCUAUAUUAAAAAUACCAUUACUUGCUGUAGAGUUAUUGAUAGUUCAGAAGGACAGGAAUAUUGAUGGAUCAAUGUACUAUCUGAUAACCUGCAAUCUCGGGUCUGCUAUAAACUACCAAAUCAGAAAAGGAAACAGCACAAUCAGCUUCUUAAACAGCUAUCUAUAAUGUGUAGAAAGAAGAAUUGCAUUAUGGAGGAUUUCAAUC